CUUCAUCUCUAUAAAUAAUGCGUAUGAUCCACUACUCUUCUUGUUCAAAUUCUUAUUUCUUCUCCAGGGAAACAAUAUGCCUUUCUUCUGUGCGUUUUCAAUAACUCCAUUGAAUCAACUACUGGUAUUAUUGUUAUUAUGCAUAAUGGUAGUAGUAAAUUCAGAACCUCAGAUAAACCUAUUAGACAAAGGUUGUAGCUUAUAUAACGCAACAAGACAAUCAUUAUUCUUCUCGAAUCGCGAUUCGACGUUUUCAGAUCUUCGUAAGAAAUUGAGUAGUGGUGGUAAUAUUCGGUUUGCAACUGCAAAAACAGCUAUAACGUCUGACCCUGUAUAUGGGAUGGCACAGUGCAGGAAUUACCUCUCUACUUCUGACUGUUUAUCUUGUUUUUCUGCUGCUGUUUCUCAAAUUCGAAAUUGUUCGUCUGCUAAUGGCGCUAGAGUUAUUUACGAUGGUUGCUUCUUGAGGUACGAGAGCAAUGGAUUUUAUGAUCAGACAACACUCCCCGGUAACUUCGGUACUUGUGGUAACAAAACUGCAUCACAAGCAGGUGCUUUCAAUACAUCAGUUGAUGGGUUGCUAUCAGACCUUGUCAUUGCAACGCCAAAAAUAGUAGGGUAUUUUGCAGCAACAAAGAGAGAAAUAGCCAGUGGGAGUAACAAUUUUGUAUACGGUGUGGCACAAUGUGCUGCAACAGUGAGUGAAACUGGAUGUAUAGAUUGCUUAGCUGUGGCACUAAAAAAUAUAGCAAGUUGCCCUCCUAAUACUGAAGGGAGAGCAGUGGAUGCAGGAUGCUUUUUGAGGUAUUCGAAUACGGCGUUCUUCAGCGACAACCAAACAAUGGAACUCGCACCUUUCUUGAAGACAAAAGGAGUUUCAACCAAAAAGAAAGCUGUCAUUGGAGGCGUCGUUGGAGGGGUUGCUUUCAUAUUGUCUCUGGUUGCUGUCAUUAUAUUAUUGAAGUUACUCAAACGAAGACCUAAGGAGGCUCGUAAAGGGAAUAUUUUAGGGGCAACUGAGUUAAGAGGACCGGAGGUCUUCGGUUAUAAAGAUCUUAAAUCUGCAACAAGAAAUUUUAGUGAAGAAAAUAAACUUGGAGAAGGAGGAUUUGGAGAUGUUUACAAGGGUAUUUUAAGGAAUGGGAAAAUUGUUGCAGUCAAGAAACUUGCAUUCAUCCAGUCUAGCAGAGCAAAAAUAGAUUUCGAUAGCGAAGUGAAGCUAAUUAGUAAUGUCCAUCAUCGGAAUCUUGUUCGACUUCUUGGUUGUUGUAGUAAAAGCCAAGAACUAAUAUUGGUUUAUGAAUACAUGGCAAAUAGCAGCCUUGACAAAUUCUUAUACGGUGAGAAGCGAGGGACGCUAAAUUGGAAGCAGCGAUUUGAUAUAAUUGUUGGCAUUGCCCGAGGACUAUCAUAUCUGCAUCACGAGUUUCAUGUUUGUAUUAUACACCGGGAUGUAAAGUCCAGUAAUAUACUUCUAGAUGAUGAUUUCCAACCUAAAAUUGCCGAUUUCGGUUUGGCAAGACUUCUUCCAGAGGAUCAAAGUCAUCUAAGCACUAAAUUCGCCGGAACCUUGGGUUACACGGCACCAGAGUACGCAAUCCAUGGUCAGUUAUCUGAGAAGGUUGACACUUACAGCUAUGGUGUAGUUCUUCUUGAAAUCAUAAGCGGUCGAAAGAGCAACGAUAUAAAACUUGAACCUAUGACUCAGUACCUUCUAGAAUGGGCUUGGAGAUGUUACGAGGACGAGACAUUGAUGGAUUUAGUAGAUAAAGAUUUAGACGCAAAUGAGUACGAACCGCACGAAGUAAAGAAAGUAUUAGAGAUUGCUUUGACAUGUACACAGUCAUCAGUUUCACUGAGACCAACAAUGUCUGAAGUUGUUGUUAUGUUGUUAAGCAGAGACUCCCAAAAGUUAAGUCCAACUAGACCUACAUUCAUUGAUGCGUUUAGUAGGGUUCGAGGAGAUACGUCCACGUCAACCGCUGGUUCAUCCACGUCCAAUGCCACUGUUUCAUUUACUGAAGUCUCGAGCCGGUGACAAUUGAUAUGUAUUUCUACUGAAGUGUUCCAUUUUAAGUCUAAUCCGAACGCCUAGUGAAGGUGUACAGACAUUGGUUACUCGUAAAAGCAGUGUGUAGAGUACUUACAAUUUGGAAUGUUUAAUAUGGGAUUGAAUAACAUCCUUAUGAUUCAGUGUGGGGGAAAUGGGAUUAAACUGAGGCAAUAUAGCUUCCCCAAUAAAUAUCACUCACCGCGUAUGGUCUCUAACUUGUAUAUGUAGGGGAGAAAAUAGUGAAUUGGUUAUGGAUUCGAUUAAGUAGUCAAACUAAUAGCCAACAUGUUUUGUUCUAA
Papaver somniferum (opium poppy) is the source of this 2352-nucleotide messenger RNA. Its product is annotated as cysteine-rich receptor-like protein kinase 2. NCBI's taxonomy places the organism in Eukaryota, Viridiplantae, Streptophyta, Magnoliopsida, Ranunculales, Papaveraceae. Gene Ontology annotation, biological process: protein phosphorylation. The transcript is spliced from 8 exons. Gene Ontology annotation, molecular function: protein kinase activity; ATP binding. The record is from RefSeq and is a predicted model, not a curated record. Bases 77 to 2038 code for a protein of 653 amino acids.